This is a messenger RNA of Trematosphaeria pertusa, 1332 nucleotides long. RefSeq lists its product as uncharacterized. The transcript has a single exon. NCBI's taxonomy places the organism in Eukaryota, Fungi, Ascomycota, Dothideomycetes, Pleosporales, Trematosphaeriaceae. The coding region runs from base 1 to 1332 and encodes 443 amino acids. The record is from RefSeq and is a predicted model, not a curated record.
AUGCAGCCCCAACAAGUCCAAAACCGGUGUAGUAGAGACCACUGUACCGCACACACCUCAUUCCAUUUCCCGCAUCGCUACACGCCCAACCCACACUUUAUCAAUCAAGACUCCAAGAUCUUCCGCAAGCUCGAUGAGAGCCUUGUAUCCUUUGGCGGCCUGCCUCUCGAAGGCCUGCGCUCGGUAACACUAUGCGGCAUGCGCGGUAUCGGGAAGAAGACGCUCGCGCGCGAGUACAUGAUCCAGCGGGAAUCAGACUUCGACGUCUGUUUUUGCAUCUCUGUGCGGAAUAUUGAAGCAGAUUUCAAGGCGAUCUGUGAGUGGUUCGGGCUCGCGGGAAGCGUGCGCCGGACAGGUAAGGAAGGAUUGACGGGAGAUCUAGCCAGGGGCUUGGUGAAGAGAUGGCUGACCGAUCCGUGCUUGAGAGACGGUGAUACGACUUGGAGGGUGAAGUGGCUGCUCGUAUUUGAGGAUGCGGAAGAGCCCGAGCAACUGCGUGCCUGGUGGCCAAAGGAGAAAGAUGGGGCUGUGAUCAUCACAACCACCAACGCAGCCUUCAAACACAGAGGAUGGUCUAAGGCGCCAGCAAUCGACGUACAGCCUCUCAUUCCGUGGAUGGGCCGCGACCUGCUCGCCAGCUUGACACGAGCAAGACAUGUACGGGAAGACGGUAGCGAGGACGAGGAUUACGCACAGUAUUACAACAGGAAGUCUUUCGGCGAGAAGAUCGCAAAAGCGCUGGGUGGGAUCCCGGGAGCGAUCGCCAUGAUGUCUGAGAUCUCGCUUGAGCAAUGGAGGGCGACGGAUCAGCUGUUGUGCAACAGACACGGGGCCGCGUCGUCCGCAAGGACAUGGUCCGCCUCAGGGAUAAAAUCAGUGUACGAUAGCCUAGGGAAGAUAUGGGAGGGCAGGCCGGAAGUCGGACUAGUUAGCGUAUUCAUUGCGGCAGGAUGUACGAACAUCGCGGAACGGUUAUUCUACGAUGAUCCGCGACCUGCAAAGAACCCUUCGCGAGCGGAGACAAAGCGGACCGAAAGGAUAUCUCAGCACAGAGAGCAGUUGCACGGGCUGCUUCCUGCGUUCAAGGUGCUAGAUAGAUGGGCGUAUGAAGCCGCACGGGGCUACCUGCUCAAGUUCUCGGCCGCACAUGUCGGCGAUGAAGGGAAGCCAAACUCGGAGCUUUCCGUGCCGUGGAUUGUCCAGGAGAUCGUGCGAAAUACUACGAGAGCGAACGUUGAUCGGCAUGGGCGGUUUGUGCCUGGGCCUCCAUUACGAGCUGCGAUUGAGGCGUAUUAUCUGAACGGUCCUACAGGCCAGGCGUAUUUCCAUUGA